Messenger RNA from Solanum dulcamara, 1317 nucleotides. Its product is annotated as bidirectional sugar transporter SWEET10-like. Gene Ontology annotation, molecular function: sugar transmembrane transporter activity. The transcript has 6 exons. Gene Ontology annotation, biological process: carbohydrate transport. Gene Ontology annotation, cellular component: membrane. The record is from RefSeq and is a predicted model, not a curated record. Lineage: Eukaryota; Viridiplantae; Streptophyta; Magnoliopsida; Solanales; Solanaceae. The coding region runs from base 144 to 1037 and encodes 297 amino acids.
AACUAAGCCCUUCUCAUUUCACUGUCAAUUAUUAGAACUUGCCAGUCUUUGCAAACUCAUAGCACUUCUUUGUGUCUAGCAAUAGAAAGAGUGCUAGAGAUUUGAAUUCUUUUUGUUAAGAACAACAAAAAAAAAAACAAGAAAUGGCAUUUUCUGCAGAACACUGGGCUUUUGCUUUUGGUGUCCUUGGCAACAUCGUUUCGUUCAUCGUAUUCCUUUCUCCACUGCCCACGUUUUACACAAUUUACAAGAAGAAAACAGCUGAAGGGUACCAAUCAAUUCCAUACGUGGUUGCUCUCUUUAGUUCCAUGCUUUGGAUAUACUAUGCAUUUUUGAAGAGCAACACAACACUUCUCAUAACUAUUAACUCAUUUGGUGUCUUCGUUGAAACUAUCUACGUUGCUUUCUACAUUUUCUACGCACCAAAAAUAUCAAGGGUCCAAACUAUAAAGAUGAUCUUAUUAUUUGUUGUGGGUGGAUUUGGUGCAAUAAUUUUGGUUACUCAAUUUCUAUUCAAAGGAGCCAUUCGUGGACAAGUUGUUGGAUGGAUUUGCCUUAUUUUCUCCUUAUGUGUCUUUGUUGCACCCUUAGGCAUUGUGAGAAAAGUCAUCAAAACAAAGAGUGUGGAAUACAUGCCACUUCUCCUAUCAGUUUUUCUGACGUUAAGUGCUGUUAUGUGGUUCUUCUAUGGUCUUUUAUUAAAAGACAUUAACAUCGCUGCUCCAAAUGUACUGGGAUUCAUCUUCGGUAUACUCCAAAUGAUUCUCUAUGUAAUAUACAGCAAAAAAGAGUCGGCCAUUCUUAAGGAACAGAAACUUCCAGAGAUACAAAAGCCUGAAGUCAUUGUGAAGGAUGACAACAUGAAUACUAAUAAUAAGAAGUUUCCAGAACUUACACAAGAACAAAUUAUUGACAUAGUAAGGCUUGGUUUAAUGGUUUGCAAAGAUAAAGUACACGUGGCGACGUGUCCGCAUGGUACUACAUGUGAAGCUAAAGUUGAUGAGACCACGCCCAAGCUGCAAACUGUGGAAGUCUAGAAUGCAAUAGAAACAAAAACAGACGACGAAUUAUCUACUCUUAACAAGCAAAGCGACUCCUCAAUUAAAGAACAAGAAUACAAGUUCGAGUUUGUUUUAGUCUUUAGUUUCCUAAUCCUAAAUGUGUUUAAAUUAGUUAAAUUUUCGUACGUCUAAGUUUUUUUUCCUUUCUUCUUGCACUAAGAAAGCUAGAUAAAAUGGAUGUUGAUACUUAGAGAGUCUGGCUAGCUGUGUGUUGGAUUUUCUUUAUUAGCAAUAAAAGUUUAACUUUUUUCUCCAA